Messenger RNA from Rotaria socialis, 1628 nucleotides. Lineage: Eukaryota; Metazoa; Rotifera; Eurotatoria; Philodinida; Philodinidae. The record is from the annotation of a GenBank genome assembly.
AUGGAUUCAGAUUCUGACGAAACCUUAUCCGAUGAAAAUGAUAGUUCAAUUAGUUCUGAUGAACUUGAAAGAAGUGAUUCCGAAGACGAUGGUUCAUUAGUCGAAGAAGAAUUCAGGCAAAGUUCAAUGGACGAUUGGGAAUGGAAAUUAUUUUACUUCUUUACAAUUACUCUACAAGCUGAGGAGAAAAAGGUUUCAGCUACCGGUACAAUUCGUUCCGAUAGAAAAUAUUUUCCAACUAAAUUGAAGAAAGGAGAAAAACUUGAGAGAGGCGAUUAUCGAUAUCUAACACCUAAUGGAGCUUUCUGUAAUAAAAUGGACGGACAAGAAAGAAGUAUUUAUUGCAUCAAACUAUUUCGACCCUGUAGUUGAGAGUGAAGUUAGCCGACGAGAUAAAGACGGCAAUAGAAAGCAAAUUUCUUGUCCAUUAGCAAUUGUUCAGUAUAAUAAAUACAUGGCAGAUGUAGAUUUAUCUGACCAAAAAAUAAAGUAUUAUACUAUAGAUCGAAAGCCAAAGAGAAAUUGGAUGAGAAUAUUUUUUCAUUUUCUUGGUAUGUCAUUAUUAAAUUCAUUUAUUUAUUAUAAAAAUCUUUCCAAUAGUAAUAUUACUACGGUAUAGAAUAUAUAUCGUCUAUUAGUACUGCACUGAUAAAUAAUUAUUUUAGUAGAAAAAGGAUAAGACGACCUUUAGCAAUAAGUAAUCAGAAGAAGGUGCGAACUCUUAGCUCAUAUGCCAGAAGUUAUUUCAACUCGUCGUCGAUGUGCUUAUUGUACCACGAAAGAAGAAGAAGAAAAAAGAACAGAUGCGAUGAAUACUUUUUGUGGUGUUUGUUUAUGUGUGAAAAAUUGUUUUUCUUUGUAUCAUCAAAACACUAUGUAUAUCAACAUUGAAAUUAUUAAAUAUACAGUCAUAUAAUCACAAUUCCUUUUAUGUAAUGUAACCAAAGGCUUCGUUGUAUCAUCUAGAUGCAUACUAGUAUGUUUUUGUAAGCUUAAAUUCAGUAAAAAAAAAAGCCUGGACACAAAGGGUUAAGCGAGAAUUAUUCCUCUGAUUCCAAUCUAUAUUUCUAUUGCUCCAUUAUAAUUAUAAGUCAAAAAUAUUCUAGAAAUAAGAAAUGUUCUAUUUAAUAAGAGAAAACGAAAAAGAUUCCAGCAAAAAAAUAUUUUGAUCAUCGGAAAAGACGCAAAAUACGAUAAGCAAGCUUAAAAGUAAAAACACUACGUAAUAGCCGACAUAUGAAAUAUCGGCUUCUAAUAUUCUUGUAAGUCGUAUAUUAUAUGUGUCUCGGGAUACGAAAUUAACAAGUUCAUUUAACAAAUAAUUUUAAUAUUUUUACAAAGGUUCAUAACACAAUAUUCGUUCUUAGUAUGGUCGUUUAAUAUUAUACGUUCAACAAACAUCACUCUUAUAUAUAAUUUAGUUGAAUAUACCCAAGUGAGCAAAAGACUGGUUAAAUGACUAGUCUUUUUUCUAGCCAAGUUGACCCGUCCCGUCUAGUCUUUGUCUCAAAAACUACUCGUCCACGACUAGUCCGAGUUUUUAUCCGUCAUGCAUACACGCCCUAGUACUCUGAUUGACGACUAGUCAUAAAAUCUAAUAAGAGUAGUAGUGACGAGUGUCCCUGUCG